Messenger RNA from Cercocebus atys (sooty mangabey), 4623 nucleotides. It is a transcript of the gene CAMKK1, whose product is annotated as calcium/calmodulin-dependent protein kinase kinase 1, alpha. The record is from RefSeq and is a predicted model, not a curated record. The coding region runs from base 565 to 2682 and encodes 705 amino acids. NCBI's taxonomy places the organism in Eukaryota, Metazoa, Chordata, Mammalia, Primates, Cercopithecidae. The transcript is spliced from 16 exons. Gene Ontology annotation, biological process: CAMKK-AMPK signaling cascade; protein phosphorylation; activation of protein kinase activity. Gene Ontology annotation, molecular function: protein kinase activity; ATP binding.
UGGACCUUGUACAUCAAGGCUCUCUUGGAUGCUUCUAGACACAGCCACAUCCCCACCCAACAGGGCUCUGGCGCAAACUACUCCUGUGUCCACACCUCAUUCUGUUCGUCCCAUCGCCCUGGGAGUUGGCAGGACGGUGGCCCUCUGUUUGAUUCACAUGUUAGGAAACUGAGGCUCCAAGAGGCUCAAUGACUUGUCCGAGGCAGCAGGUCCCCAGUCUGGGAGGACGGGAUUGAAGUCGUUUUUCCCAAAGAGGGAGGGCUUGAGUCUGGCCAUUCUUGGCCACAGGACUAAGCCAGUGCCCAGGCCCGUAGGGAUCCUUGCUGUACCAUGGGCCUGGGUCCCAGCCUCUCUGUCCAUCUUUCUGUUUGCCCACAUGGCCCUAAUUAUCCACCGAAUUAACUUUCUACAAAGUAUCUACUGAGGCCUGAGCUUGGGAAGGGCCUUGAGACACCCCCUGCGUGAGCCCCCAGAUGGGCUUGGGUUUCUGCCUGGGGCACAGAACCCAGCCCAGCAGGCAGUGCCAGGCUGGUAGGCCUAGUGACUACAGGGGAAAGUCCAGAUAUGCGCUCUAGGAUCAGGCUCCCAGGACCCCCAGGGGUGCAGGUCACCCCCCUACCCUGGGCAUAUGUACACAGAGACCUGCAGGCACACACGCACAUAAGCACACCUGCACACACACACAUCACACCGAGGUUUCCAUCUCCAUGCAGAUGCGCUCCUGUGUGGGGACCACAACACACACAGACACACACCGCCACCCCAGGCCCACAGCCCGUGUGCACAUAUUCCCUCCUGUGCAGACGCGCGGCCGGGGCGCCAGGCCCUGUCUCCCGGACACGCGGCAAGAACCUUGGGCCUUCCCCGGCGGCCGCCUCCCUCGCAGACACGCUUAGUCACCUGAAUUUGAUCCAGGCGGGAGGGAGGGACGGAGAGCCUGACGUCAGCCCUCGCAGCCGCCUUCCGCCCGCCCGCGCAUCCAUCUGGGCCACAGCGUGUCCCAGCAAUCACAACAGCAACAGCACCACAACAACUCACUUUUACGGUGCCUCCUUUGUGGCCGGCCCUGUUCUGAGUGCCUUACGCGCACUCCCUCCUCAGCAUCUCAGCACGUGCGUGAGCUUCCCAACAAGGCUACACAGAAGACCCCCCUUGACUGAAGCAAUGGAGGGGGGUCCAGCUGUCUGCUGCCAGGAUCCUCGGGCAGAGCUGGUGGAACGGGUGGCAGCCAUCGACGUGACCCACUUGGAAGAGGCAGAUGGUGGCCCAGAGCCUACUAGAAACGGUGUGGACCCUCCGCCACGGGCCAGAGCUGCCUCUGUGAUCCCCGGCAGUACUUCGAGACUGCUCCCAGCCCGGCCUAGCCUCUCAGCCAGGAAGCUUUCCCUACAGGAGCGGCCGGCAGGAAGUUAUCUGGAGGCGCAGGCUGGGCCUUAUGCCACGGGGCCUGCCAGCCACAUCUCCCCCCGGGCCUGGCGGAGGCCCACCAUCGAGUCCCACCACGUGGCCAUCUCAGAUGCAGAGGACUGCGUGCAGCUCAACCAGUACAAGCUGCAGAGUGAGAUUGGCAAGGGUGCCUACGGCGUGGUGAGGCUGGCCUACAACGAGAGUGAAGACAGACACUAUGCAAUGAAAGUGCUUUCCAAAAAGAAGUUACUGAAGCAGUAUGGCUUUCCACGUCGCCCUCCCCCAAGAGGGUCCCAGGCUGCCCAGGGAGGACCAGCCAAGCAGCUGCUGCCCCUGGAGCGGGUGUACCAGGAGAUUGCCAUUCUGAAGAAGCUGGACCACGUGAAUGUGGUCAAACUGAUUGAGGUCCUGGAUGACCCAGCUGAGGACAAUCUCUAUUUGGUGUUUGACCUCCUGAGAAAGGGGCCCGUCAUGGAAGUGCCCUGUGACAAGCCCUUCUCGGAGGAGCAAGCUCGCCUCUACCUGCGGGACGUCAUCCUGGGCCUCGAGUACUUGCACUUCCAGAAGAUCGUCCACAGGGACAUCAAGCCAUCCAACCUGCUCCUGGGGGAUGAUGGGCACGUGAAAAUCGCCGACUUUGGUGUCAGCAACCAGUUUGAGGGGAACGAUGCUCAACUGUCCAGCACGGCCGGGACCCCGGCAUUCAUGGCCCCCGAGGCCAUUUCUGAUUCCGGCCAGAGCUUCAGUGGGAAGGCCUUGGAUGUGUGGGCCACCGGCGUCACGUUGUACUGCUUUGUCUAUGGGAAGUGCCCAUUCAUCGACGAUUUCAUCCUGGCCCUCCACAGGAAGAUCAAGAAUGAGCCCGUGGUGUUUCCUGAGGAGCCAGAGAUCAGCGAGGAGCUCAAGGACCUAAUCCUGAAGAUGCUAGACAAGAAUCCCGAGACGAGAAUUGGGGUGCCAGACAUCAAGUUGCACCCUUGGGUGACCAAGAAUGGGGAGGAGCCCCUUCCCUCGGAGGAGGAGCACUGCAGUGUGGUGGAGGUGACAGAGGAGGAGGUGAAGAACUCGGUCAGGCUCAUCCCCAGCUGGACCACAGUGAUCCUGGUGAAGUCCAUGCUGAGGAAGCGCUCCUUUGGGAACCCGUUUGAGCCGCAAGCACGGAGGGAAGAGCGAUCCAUGUCUGCUCCAGGAAACCUACUGGUGAAAGAAGGGUGUGGCGAAGGGGGCAAGAGCCCAGAGCUCCCCGGCGUCCAGGAAGACGAGGCUGCAUCCUGAGCCCCUGCAUGCACCCAGGGCCACCCGGCAGCAUACUCAUCCCGCGCCUCCAGAGGCCCACCGCCCUCAUGCAACAGCCGCCCCCGCGGGCAGGGGGCUGGGGACUGCAGCCCCGCUCCCGCCCCUCCCCCAUCGUGCUGCAUGACCUCCACGCACGCACGUCCAGGGACAGGACUGGAAUGUAUGUCAUUUGGGGUCUUGGGGGCAGGGCUCCCACGAGGCCAUCCUCCUCUUCCUGGCCCUUCUUGGCCUGACCCAUUCUGUGGGGAAACCAGGUGCCCAUGGAGCCUCAGAAACGCCACCCGGCUGGUUGGCAUGGCCCAGGGCAGGAGCAGAGGCAGGAGACCAAGAUGGCAGGUGGAGGCCUGGCUUACUGCAACUGAAGAGACCUCGCGCUGGGGCCGGGCAGGCCUGGCUCAGCUGCCACAGGCAUAUGGUGGAGAGGGGGGUACCCUGCCCACCUUGGGGUGGUGGCACCAGAGCUCUUGUCUACUCAAAUGCUGGUGUGCGGGCUCGGACCCCUCACUGGGGAGAGGGCCAGUGUUGGAGAAUUCUGAUUCCUUUUUUGUUGUCUUUUACUUUUGUUUUUAACCUGGGGGUUCAGGGGAGAGGCCCUGCUUGGGAACAUCUCACGAGCUUUCCUACAGCUUCGGUGGUUCCCAGCACACCCCACCAUUAUUUGGCAGCCGAGCGGACGGAGCUGACUUUCCUGGACUGUGUUUCGCAUUCAGCGUUAUCUGGAAAGUGGGCUGAACGGAAUCAAGCUCUGAGCAAAAGCCUGAAGCGGAAGCACCACAUCGUCCCUGCCCAUCUCACUCCCUGCUUUGAUGGCUCCCCAGAGCUGAGGCUGGAGAAGACACCAGGGCUGACUUUGACCGAGGGCCACGGACGCGCCAGGCCUGUGGCCCUGCACAUGCUGAAAUAACUGGAACCCAGCCUCUCAUCCUACACUGGCGUACCCAUCUGGCCCCAAGAGCUGCACUCACAUUCCUACAAUGAAGGACAAACUGUCCAGGUUGGAGGGAUCACGAGACACAGAACCUGGAGGGCUGUGCACACCGGCAGGUGGCCUCUGCGGCAGCUGCCUCACCCUGAGGACAUCAGCAGUCAGCCUGCUCAGAGCGGGGGUGCUGGAGCGCGUUCAGACACAACUCUUCCGAAGCGGCCUUCGCCUUCUCUCUGGGAUCAGUGUCCGGCUGGCCGGCCUGGCGUUGGCUGACCAAAUGCUCAUAGAGGUUGACCCCUAUAGGAAAAUCACACAGGACUCAGACGCUGCCCUGGAAACAUGGAUGGACGAGGGAUUUUGGCCACAGAUGUGGGUUUCCUGUUGGAGGAGGGCUUGUUUGGAGAAGGGAGGCUGGCUGGGGGAGAAACCCGGAUCCCGCUGCAUCUCCACGCCUGUGGGUGCAUGUCGCGCCUCCAUGCGCACACGCGUGCGCGUGCCCAUCUGCUGCACACAGCUCACUCGUAUGUCCUGCACUGGUACACGCAUCUGUAAUACAGUUUCUACGUCUAUUUAAGGCUAUAGGAGCCGAAUGUGCCCCGUUGUCAAUGGGUCCACGUUUCUCCCCGGCUCCUCUGUGCUAAGGCAGAGUGUGGCCCAGGGCUUAAGAAGUUAUUCCGUACUGUUUUUAAGAACACUUUUAUAGAGUUAGUGGAAGGCAAGUGAAGAGCCAAUCACUGAUCCCCAAGUGUGUCUUGAGCAUCUCUGAGCGUCUGGUCUGGGGGGACCACGUCGAUCAGACCCACCCUUGGAAAGCUCUGGGGUGGACCCAGUUGGGAUGCUCACCCCGUCACUGAGGGUUUUGGUUGGCGUCGUCGUUUUUGAAUGUAGCACAAGCGAUGAGCAAACUCUAUAAGAGUGUUUUAAAAAUUAACUUCCCAGGAAGUGAGUUACAAACAAUAAAAGCCCUUUCUUGAGUUAAAAAAAAAAAAAAAAAA